This is a messenger RNA of Vitrella brassicaformis, 1350 nucleotides long. The record is from the annotation of a GenBank genome assembly. Lineage: Eukaryota; Vitrellaceae.
GCUUGAUGAUGCUCGUCCCUAAUGGACGGCUGCUGCUGUAGGUUGAGUGUGGGCUGCUGCUGUGGGUUGGGUGUGGGUGCACUAGGCGGGUUCAUCACUCAGAGAGAAGAGAGCUGCUGGCAGCGAGAAAACCACCAACACACCCAGGCCGUCCCACCAGAAAGACACCUGGACGAACAGAGCAGCAGACUCGGUAAGCAGCGUACAGAAACGUGUCAAGCUAAUGAAGCAGUACAAAUACGAUCCACCAAAUUAGAUCCAUCAAAUAGGCGGUCUCGAGCAAAAGCGGCCUUGCAGGCUGAGUCUGCUGGGCUGAUGUUUGGGCUCGGCGUGUGGCUGUGGUGCGAAGAAGGGGAUGCCACUGGAUGCGUUGAAUGGUGUGGGAGCUGGCCAUCAAGAUAUCCAGGCAUCCACACAGCCAUCCAACCUGCACACAUACACACAGGAAGAGAUGGCACGGAUGCCCUCUCUCUCUCUCUCUCUCUCAUUUGUAUGUCUCCCGUCCGUUACGUGUUGAUAAAGGCCUUCGUACACGGCGGCCUCGAGCUUCCCGAAGGGCAGUUUGCCCACCGUAGCGAACAGCUGCCUCAGCCCACCAAAGACCCCCUCAUGGAUGGACUCUGUGCGCAUGCCAGCACAAAAAUGCAAAUACAUGCGUGAUGUGUGUUGAUUGAUCCCCUCACUCAUAUGUACACACAUCUCUCUCUCUCUCUCUCUCUCUCUCUCACACACACACACACACACACACACACCGGGCAUCAUGUUGGCGACCUCCCUGCGCCAUCUGGCCUCCAUCGCGUAGCGGGUGUGGACGAAGCGCUCGAUGGCGUCCGUGACCUCAUUGUCUUCCCACCAGGAGGGAGGGUACUUGGCCAAGGUUGCCUUGAGCCGCUUCCACGCGCCCUGGUAUGGCACCCAGCCAGUGCGCGCGUCGGUGCUGAGGAGGCUGAGCACACAUCGAAGGCUCAUCGAGAGGUCGUCCCUAAGAAGGGAAGGACAGAAGGAAAGAAGGCGAUUUUGCACUGGCUAAGCGCCUGACGGACCUGCACGAUAGCUGGCGGCCAUUGAAGCUCUGGAAGCUGGCGCAGGCCAGAGUGCCACGCAUCGUGUGGCAUUGACCCGCCGCAGCUCCGUCUGACCCGGCACCUGCGACCGGCUGAGGUCGAUUUCAGGAGCAGGGUGAUGCAUUCGCGUGUGGUGGUGGUCCAACGUGCACUGCGUGUGUUGGGCUUCGCACAAGUUCGAUCCGUGGCAUCUUACCUGCACGGAAGAAUGAGGAUGCGGCAGGUCGAAAGAGGCGUGAGCUGGUCAUGCGUAGUCAGCCGUGGUUACAGGAAUGACAAAGAAGAG